CGUUUCAAUUUCAUAGUCAUAGAUAAUAUGGGAAGGCGUUGUAGAAGAAAGCUCAGUAUUUGAUUCUGAGUAAUAAUUUUUGAUUCGGCAUCCUUAUUAGCUUUAAUUAAUGCCGAUUUCCAAAGUUUAAUAUAAUCCCUAGGUUCAGUUGGUGUUGUGCUAUAUAUCUAACUGGGAGCAUAAAGAAGGCUUAAAACUGGUGUUCGAUAAAUCUCUUGGCAAUAUGCCUGCCGUGAGGGGAGAUGGUAUGCGAGGGUUAGCUGUCUUUAUAUCAGAUAUAAGAAAUUGUAAAAGUAAAGAAGCAGAAAUAAAAAGAAUUAACAAGGAACUCGCGAAUAUAAGAAGCAAAUUCAAGGGUGACAAAACUCUCGAUGGCUACCAGAAGAAAAAGUACGUUUGUAAACUCCUCUUUAUUUUUCUCUUAGGCCAUGAUAUCGACUUCGGUCAUAUGGAGGCGGUCAACCUACUGUCGUCUAAUAAAUAUUCAGAAAAACAAAUUGGAUACCUUUUUAUUUCGGUCUUGGUAAAUACCAACAGUGACCUCAUUAAACUCAUCAUCCAGAGCAUAAAAAAUGAUCUUCAAUCACGAAACCCCAUUCACGUCAACCUCGCCCUCCAGUGCAUUGCUAACAUUGGCAGUAAAGACAUGGCUGAGGCUUUUGGCACAGAGAUUCCCAAGCUUCUUGUGUCUGGUGAUACAAUGGAUGUCGUAAAACAGUCAGCUGCUUUGUGUCUGUUGAGAUUGUUUCGCAAGUCACCAGAAAUAAUUCCAGGAGGUGAGUGGACUUCAAGAAUUAUACACUUACUGAAUGAUCCUCAUAUGGGUGUUGUCACUGCUGCCACAUCCCUUAUUGAUGCUCUUGUUAAGAAAAAUCCAGAUGAGUAUAAGGGGUGUGUCACUUUAGCGGUGGCCCGUUUAAGUAGGAUUGUCACAGCUAGUUAUACAGAUUUACAAGAUUAUACCUAUUACUUUGUACCAGCGCCAUGGUUAUCUGUAAAGUUGUUGCGCUUGCUGCAAAAUUACAACCCCCCAUCUGAGGAGCCAGGGGUGAAGGGACGUCUAACAGAGUGCUUGGAGACAAUUUUUAACAAAGCCCAAGAGCCACCUAAGUCAAAGAAAGUACAACAUUCUAAUGCUAAGAAUGCUGUACUAUUUGAAGCUAUCAGUUUGAUUAUACACAAUGAUAGUGAAGCCAAUCUCCUAGUCCGUGCAUGUAACCAACUUGGACAAUUUCUGAGCAAUAGAGAAACCAACUUGAGAUAUCUGGCUCUUGAAUCUAUGUGCCAUCUUGCUACCUCUGAAUUUUCACAUGAAGCUGUCAAAAAGCACCAAGAGGUUGUUAUUCUGUCAAUGAAGAUGGAAAAAGAUGUCUCUGUUAGACAGCAGGCCGUUGACCUACUCUAUGCAAUGUGUGAUAAAACAAAUGCUGAGGAAAUUGUUCAGGAGAUGUUGGCCUAUUUAGAAACUGCAGACUACUCUAUUAGAGAAGAAAUGGUCUUAAAAGUAGCCAUUCUAGCCGAGAAAUAUGCUACAGAUUUUACUUGGUAUGUUGAUGUAAUUUUGAACUUAAUCAGAAUUGCAGGUGAUUAUGUCUCAGAAGAGGUGUGGUACAGAGUCAUACAAAUUGUUAUAAACAGAGAAGAAGUGCAGGCAUAUGCAGCUAAGACUGUAUUUGAGGCUUUACAAGCUCCUACAUGCCAUGAGAAUAUGGUUAAGGUUGGUGGUUACAUUCUUGGAGAAUUUGGCAACUUGAUUGCUGGUGAUACUAAAUCCUCCCCACAAGUACAAUUUGAAUUGCUCCAUUCCAAGUAUCACUUGUGUUCUGCAGCUACAAGAGCACUACUUUUAUCAACUUACAUUAAACUGGUGAAUUUAUUCCCUGAAAUUAAGAACAGAGUACAAGAAGUUUUUAGAGCUGAUUCUAACUUGAGAUCUGCAGAUGUUGAGUUGCAGCAAAGAGCCUCUGAAUAUCUUCAACUAAGUAUAGUUGCUAGCUCUGAUGUCUUGGCUACUGUCCUUGAAGAAAUGCCCGCCUUCCCUGAAAGGGAAUCAUCUAUUUUGGCAGUUUUGAAAAAGAAAAAGCCUGGCCGCAUACCUGAUGAUGUAAGGGAGUCUAAAAGCCCUCAACCUUCCAUAAUUCCGGCAGCAGCAAUGAAUUCUACAAACAAUACAAGUAACUCUAGUGCUGAUCUUCUUGGUCUGUCUACUCCUCCUGGUACUAAUGCCACCACUGGUAAUGGCCUACUUGAUGUCCUUGGUGAUCUAUACACUACACCUAAAAUAAGUCCCACCACUGUUCAGCAGAACAAUAUCAAGAAAUUCCUAUUUAAAAAUAAUGGUGUUCUUUUUGAAAACGACCUCAUUCAAAUAGGAGUCAAGAGUGAAUUCAGACAAAACUUGGGUAGAAUUGGAUUGUUUUAUGGAAAUAAGACCCAGUUCCCUAUUCAAAAUGUCCAUCCUGAAUUGCACUGGACAGACCUACAUAAGCUGAAUGUUCAGAUGAAGCCAAUGGAGCCUGUGCUGGAAGCAGGUGCUCAAAUUCAGCAGAUGUUAACUGCAGAGUGUAUUGAAGAUUUCACUGAUGCUCCUACCAUGUCUGUUUCUUUUAUUUAUAACAAUGUACCACAGAAGAUUACAAUGAAACUCCCAUUGACCCUCAACAAAUUUUUCGAACCGACAGAAAUGAAUGGAGAAUCCUUUUUUGCAAGAUGGAAAAACUUGGGUGGUGAACAGCAGAGAGCACAAAAAAUAUUUAAAGCUCAGGGUGCUAUUGAUUUGGCAGCAACACGCACCAAGCUUGCUGGGUUUGGUAUGCAGCUUCUGGAUGGUAUCGAUCCUAACCCUGAUAACUUUGUGUGUGCUGGUAUAGUGCACACUAGAGUGCAGCAAGUGGGGUGCCUCAUGAGAUUAGAACCAAAUAAACAAGCUCAAAUGUUUAGGCUCACAGUGAGAUCGAGCAAAGAGUCUGCCUCACAAGAGAUAUGCAAUCUACUGGCAGAUCAGUUCUAAUAAGGAGAUUAAGUUAACAAGAAAUAAAUGAUAAUAGCAGUGUUUGUUAAUAUGUAUAAGGGUUUGAGUUCCAUUUUGGAAAUUCUGCAGGAUCAUACAGUGUGCUGUAAUAUUUUGAUGAAAUUUGUACUGAUUCCAUUUGAAAUCUCUUGUGUAUAGUU
Messenger RNA from Papilio machaon (common yellow swallowtail), 3171 nucleotides. RefSeq names its product AP-2 complex subunit alpha (gene AP-2alpha). Gene Ontology annotation, biological process: clathrin-dependent endocytosis; intracellular protein transport. Bases 224 to 3010 code for a protein of 928 amino acids. Gene Ontology annotation, cellular component: membrane coat; AP-2 adaptor complex. The transcript has a single exon. Gene Ontology annotation, molecular function: clathrin-cargo adaptor activity. The record is from RefSeq and is a predicted model, not a curated record. NCBI's taxonomy places the organism in Eukaryota, Metazoa, Arthropoda, Insecta, Lepidoptera, Papilionidae.